Messenger RNA from Dendroctonus ponderosae (mountain pine beetle), 2068 nucleotides. Its product is annotated as ankyrin-2. Gene Ontology annotation, molecular function: RNA binding; RNA nuclease activity; protein binding. The record is from RefSeq and is a predicted model, not a curated record. The transcript has 4 exons. Gene Ontology annotation, biological process: RNA processing. Lineage: Eukaryota; Metazoa; Arthropoda; Insecta; Coleoptera; Curculionidae. The coding region runs from base 138 to 1235 and encodes 365 amino acids.
CGUACAACAAUAGUCAUGAAAUUUAAAGCAGUACGAUAGGCAGUACCAGUAUAGGCAAUAGAACCAACAAACAUUUCAACCGAUUUAUUUUAAAAGCUGAUUUUCUUUGUCUCUUGGGUUGCAGAUAACUUUUCAAAAUGAGUGAUAGUGAUUCCGGCAGAGAAAGUUCUCUAACGAAUUAUAGGCCGCAAGUUUCUUACAACCAUCCGAAAUUAAUUGACAAUGACCAAAACACCAAGUUACAUAUUGCCGCUGCUUCAAACCAAGUUGCAUUAAUUGAAAAAUACAUUCGCCAGGAGUUUCACUUUGUGGAUCCCCAAAACUAUUUAGGAUGGACGCCAUUGAUGAUGGCCUGUCGCAAAGGACAUUUCGAUUCAGUAAGGUGUUUAAUAUUACACAGAGCAAACGCUACCCUUGUUAAUGCAUUUGGAACAAACGUAUUUCAACUAGGCGUUGCAUCGGGAAACUUGGAGAUGGUUAAAUUCCUACUAGAUCAUUUUCUUACCGGGGGAAUAUCCAGAAGAAUAUUAGAGCUAUUUCUUCCUGUGGCUUCUAUUGCGAUACUAUUCAAGCAUCAGAAAAUUUUGGAAUUUCUAGUGGAACAUCAUUUUAGCGUUGACGGAACUACACCCGAAACCGGUAUAACGCCGUUCAUGUUCGCUCAUGCAAUGGAAAAUGAUCCAGCCAUAUCAUACCUACUUAAACAGAAUGCUGAUACCACAAUCAAAAACUUUUUGGGAAUAACAGCGAUUCACAUAGCUACGAUUCGACAACAUAUGAAAGUACUGCCUACUAUUGAUCAGCGAUAUUUUUCGCAGAAACUAUCCCACCUUCCUCCAGAGCGUCAGGAAUCAUUUACAAAUGAAAUGCAAAAUCAGCAACUCAGAAGCGUUUUACAGAUGAAGUCCGAAGGCACUCCCAACUAUUUGCCACCCCAAGUUUGUGGUCCUAAUUCCCCUUUUAUAAUUGUCACGUCUUGUUCAAAUACCCCUGACGCAAUUAAGUUUGAAGCUAAUCCAAAUCGCAUGGGGGAAAAUAACAGAAGAUCAUCUAAUAUUUCUCCUAGUCAAAUUCUACCGUCUCCAAACUUAACACCGAUCUUUCCUAACCCCUCGAUUAGACAAAUAUUUUUCCCUUCUAAUUUCUCUUUUCCUCAAAAUUACCUAAUUUCGCCUUCAUUUACCACUGUACCAUCUCAUCACAAGAACGAUAUUUUGAAUGAAAACCUGAGAUAGUCUAUGAGUUUGCUGUCACCCCGAAUGUAAUGUUUAUUAUUUGUUGAUUUUUAUUCAAUUGAUAUGCAAUGUGUCCAUACGUUUUAAUUUGAAAACUUUUUGCUUUUAAUUUUGCUAGACAACUAUUUUAUAUAUUUUACCUUAAUAUGUUUAUUUGUGCCCAAAAGAACCCACACUUUUCAAUACGUCGAUUUUGUUUUGUGGAAUAUCGUAAUUAAUUUGUUCGAUUUAUUGGUUCUUGGUGUAAUAAAUCACUUAAAAAAAUAUAUGUUUUUUUCCCAUGUACUGUUGAAUAUUUUGUUAAAAUUUGUCAUUUGUGAAGAAAUCACAUUAAUUUUUAAAGCAAAUGGUAUAUGCUAAUCAUAAGUUCUUAGAAACUGACAACCUUCAAUCCAGUCGAAAUAAACAAUUUUUUGAAAGCGGUGAAAUCUCAUCGUGGCAGUACGCUACCAGAGCAUUCGAAAUAUUUGAGAGGAGUUAAUUUUAGCCAAUUCGUAUGAUUCUCUAUAUAAAUUCUUAUUUUGGAAUCCGCGCAAUCAACUAACGUACUAUGCAAAUGUUACUACAUAUCAGCUAAAAUGCUCAAAGUAGCUCAUAGGUUUGCGUUCUGUAUUUUAACAAAUGUCAUAAGUUAUAAUAACUGACGACACCAUUGGUUGAUGAAUCUAAUCAUUAAAAAAAGCCUUGCAUGCUGCCGCAUGGUAAACUUCAACUAUAUUUUUACAUUUACAUUUAUAAUAUAAAAUGUAACCAUUAAUCAAUAACACUGUAACUUAUUUCAAAACUGCAUAUUUGUAAAAAGGCGUUAUUAAAUUGAAAAUUGUAGCACUGUA